AUGCCGUGGACUGUAACAAACUCAUUCAAGCGCGGUCUGACGAUGAAAACAUACGGGAGACCUCUGUGGCGCGUCUACGACGACGACCCACGACCCGCGGCCAAGAAACGACGCGUUUUGUCGGGCACCGAGUCUGAUGAGGCUGAGAACAGCAUCCAAUAUGCCAUUCGGGAGUCCUCCGCCGCCGUGCGGUCCAGUCCGUCGCGUCGGAAUUCCAUCCUCCUCUCCGAGGGCUCCCCGGAUGGGGAUGACCUGUCGACGCCACCCUCCUCCCCACCACCACGGUUGAGCCCCCCGCCGGCCAACACGCGCAAACCGACAUUUUCCUUCCUCAAACGCAAACAGUCGGCCGCCCCGAAGGAUCGGGGUCACGCUUCCCCCGCCAACGGCACCGCCCAUCAUCCCACCUCCGGCACCAAUAACGGCACCCCCCUCACCGAGGUCAACUCCAACAGCGUGCGCGCCUCCGUUGAUCCCCCCAAGAAGGAGAAGAAGAAGAAGACCACCCCGGUCCCGUCCGCCCUGCCGCAACCGCCGCUGCGACAGAUGCAGAUCGAUCUGGGCCACGAGACGCGACGCACCUGCUCCACCUGCGGCAUGGAAUAUAUCCCGUCCAACGCCGAGGAUGCGGCGCUGCACAAGAAAUUCCACGAUAUGAACGCGACCGGGGUUGACCUGGGCAAGGCUUUCAUGCGAGCGAACGCGUCGCGCUGGGUCUACGAGGCUACACGCUUUGACGAAGGCUACGUGGUCAUUGUCGAUCGCAAAGCCUCGCCGACCGCCAAGAGCCAGGCCAAGAAGGUGCUCGAGGUCAUCAGUAAGGAGCUGUCCUCCCCCGAGAUCGACGACGAGGUCCUCUGGAGCCAGACGGAACCGCCGCCCUCCGCCGCCGCGGGCCAGAGUGACGGCCCGGGGGAGAAGGUCGAUCGCUACAAGGUCUUCCUCCACAUGAAGGACAGCCGCUGCGUCGGAGCCUGUCUGACGGAACGCAUCUGGGAGUCCCGCCCCGUCGACCACGUCGCCACCCCGAAGGAGGGCGCCGACACGGCGGUCACGGUCCGCCCGGAGACGCACCCGGCCAUCGUGGGCAUCUCCCGCAUCUGGACCUCGGGCGCAUCGCGGCGGAAAGGCAUCGCCAUGGAUCUCCUGGAUUGCGUCGUGAGCAAUUUUAUCUACGGCAUGGAGAUCCCCAAGGAGCAGAUGGCCUUUAGCCAACCAACGGAGAGCGGUCGAGCUUUGGCCCGGUCCUUUUUCGGCGAUGUCGAUUGGCAUGUGUAUGAGGAACGGGAAUAA
Aspergillus candidus is the source of this 1293-nucleotide messenger RNA. Its product is annotated as ESCO family N-acetyltransferase. The transcript has 2 exons. The record is from RefSeq and is a predicted model, not a curated record. NCBI's taxonomy places the organism in Eukaryota, Fungi, Ascomycota, Eurotiomycetes, Eurotiales, Aspergillaceae. Gene Ontology annotation, biological process: mitotic sister chromatid cohesion. Gene Ontology annotation, cellular component: chromatin; nucleus. Gene Ontology annotation, molecular function: protein-lysine-acetyltransferase activity. Bases 1 to 1293 code for a protein of 430 amino acids.